GGCCUACAACGGGUAGCGUACCUGGCGGUGGUGGACUUUCUGACGGGUGAGGUACUCAUCAAUCAGUACGUCAAGCCCUCGGGGAGAGUCACCCACUGGAAUAGCCGCAUCACGGGGAUCACCCUCAAAGAUAUGAACGCGGCCGUCCGAAGCGGCGCAGCGUUCCGGGACUGGCAGGCGGCCCGCGAAGCGGUGUGGGACUAUGUGGACAGCGACACGGUGCUCAUCGGCCAGACGCUCCACAAUGACCUCCAUGCCCUGGGGAUGGUCCACUUUCGGGUGGUGGACACGGCCCUUCUCACGGCAGAAGCCGUUUUCUCGGGUUGGGAAGACUCAACACGAUACCCUCGGCUUUGGAGCCUGAAGAAGCUGGCCUGGGCCAUGCUCGGCCGGCAGAUCCAGGCGAGAAGUGCGGGCCACAGUGCCCUUGAGGACGCGUUGGCCACUAGGGACGUCCUCAUCCACUGUCUUGAGAACCCAGUGGAGUUAAGGAAGUGGGCUUGCGAGGGAAGGAGGGAGUACUGGGAUUCUGGGGAUGGGAGGCUGGGCAUGACAUCGGCAGUGCCCAUUGUGGCCGGCGAUGGCCUGGAAGAUAAGAGCGAAGACUCGAGUAGCAGCUCUGGGUCUCGUUUAUGGUCGGAUUUCAGUGAGGACUACUUGUAGUCUCAUUGAAAUAAUCCUUGGGUUGUCCUGCCCGAUUGAAGCCAUUGGCACUGGGUGUCUUGUGUUUCUUUUUGUUUGACUUUGAUAUUUUCAUUCUCCCAUCUCAGUGGAUGCCUUUCUGUUCUUGCUAGCUCCAAUCUUGACAGCCACAAUGCGAU
Molecule: messenger RNA, 821 nt
Organism: Aspergillus saccharolyticus JOP 1030-1
Lineage: Eukaryota; Fungi; Ascomycota; Eurotiomycetes; Eurotiales; Aspergillaceae
Exons: 1
Biological process (GO): rRNA processing; ribosomal large subunit assembly
Cellular component (GO): nucleus
Molecular function (GO): nucleic acid binding; exonuclease activity
Source: RefSeq, a predicted model, not a curated record